UGUGUGCUCUGUUUCUGCCAAAUGGCUUAUUUACAAGUUUUUUGUGUGAGUGUUUGCCUGGGUGUAUAUCAGUGCACUGUGUGUGGUACCCUCAGGACAGAAAACUAGAUCCCCUGGAGCUGCAGUUGCAAAUUGUUGAGCAAGCAUGUGGGUGCUAGAAAAAACAGGAGUGCUGCAAGAGCAGCCAGUGCUCCUAUCCAUGAGCCAUAUAGCCCCUACAUUUCCAUAUGGUUGUCUCUUCAAGGCAGUUUCUCUGUAACAGCCUUGGCUAUCUGGGACGCAGAGAUCUGCCUGCCUCUUCCUCUUGAGUGCUGGGACUAAAAGUAUCACUACACCCUGCUAUGUGGAGUCCUAGUUAACCCUUUAAUGGAAAAGACCUUUAUGUGCUUAACGGUGUUAGGGAAUGGGUGAGAGUGGCAGCAUGGUUAGGCAAGCAUUCUCCAGGCUCUGGGGCUUGUCAAAAGCCUUGCCAACAGGUAAGUGAUUGAUAAGACAUUAUGGGAUGGGUUCCCUGUCACAACAUCAUUAUUACUGUGUGUUACUACACUAAGUUGGCUGAAGCCUUUUUCUUUUGUGUACCUUUGAGAUAGGGUUUCCCUUUGUAGUCCAAAUCGGCCUAAACUGAUAGUCCUGCAUCAAUCUCCUUAGUGGUGGGAAUAGAGACCUGUGCUAAAAUAAGCAGUUUAAAACCAUCCUCUAUACAACUCUAAUUUGUAGUUUGGAUACUUCUACUUCUUGUAAAACUAGACUAACCCUCCCCCUCCCCCUUCUAUGUUUGGUAUUGAACCCAGUACCUCAGGAAAGCUUUGUCACAGUGCUCCAAACUACCCCUAUUCCUUGGAUUGCCCUAGGUUUAAACCAAACUGGUCCUGAUGGCACACGUAAUCCCAAUUAGAAGCAGGCAAGAGACCUGCCACAACUUGGAGCCAGUCUGUCACACGUGGGUGAGGCAAAUGUGUUGAAUCUGAGGAGAAAUACAAGGUCAUUGCCGUGCUCGGUGGUGAAUUCCUAUAAUCCCAACACAGAAGGGCGGAGAGGCAGGAGUGCAAAAAUGGAGGGUAGUCGGGGCUGUGCAGCAAGGCUCUUUAAAAACAACAAUGCAUUCCUUUCAAAGCUGGUGUUACCAGGCCCUAGAGAUGGGCAGCUUAUGUUGAGCACUUGCUGCUCUUUCAGAGGACUUAGGUUCAGUUUCCAGACUCAUACUGGCUUACCACAGUCCAGUUCCAGGGGACCCAGUGCCCUCUUCUGACCUCAGGAUAUAAGGCAUUCCUGUGGUACACAUAUAUACUGCCAGCAAAAGAUUCUCAUGCACGUAUUACAAAAUUUAAACAGCUGGAGAACUGGCUCAUCCAGUAAGGUUGUAAUACUGCUUUUCCUGAGUUUGAUUUCUAGCACCCACAUCAGAUAGCUAAAACCAUCUAAACUCCAGCUCCAGAGAAAUCCAACACCUCUGGCCUCUCCAGGCACCUGUACUCAUGUGCAUACAAAAACAAUUAAAAAUCAAUGUUAAAAAAAAACAGGCUUUGCCUGAUCCUGAAGCUUGAGCUUUCCCCAGCCUUCACCAGGUGGCACCCCUGAUGCAGUUUUACUGGACCUUGGCCUGCAUCCCGGCUUUGCAGUUGUGGUUUAUUUUUGGCAGGCCAGCCUUCCAUCACCAACUACCCAGUCCCAGAAGAGGAGGAAGACAGCAACUCCAAGCACAAGUGUCUGCUCAGGACACAGCUCCAGGACUUCGUGGUCCCCCAUCUCUGGAGAGCUCCAGGACUGUGGAAUUCUUGUUACUUUCAUCCAAGAACCUACAAGGACAUAACAAGGCCCUUGGGAUCCCCCUGAGACCCACUGAGCAUGACCCGGGAUGAGGCCCUCCCUGACUCGCAUUCUGCACAGAGUUUCUAUGAGAACUAUGAGCCCAAGGAGGUCUUGGGCAGGGGAGUCAGCAGCGUGGUCAGGCGCUGUAUCCACAAACCCACAUGCCAGGAGUAUGCAGUCAAAAUCAUCGACAUCACAGGUGGAGGCAGCUUCAGCUCCCAGGAGGUGCAAGAGCUCCGGGAAGCCACACUGAAGGAGGUGGACAUUCUGCAGAAGGUCUCGGGACACCCCAACAUCAUACAGCUGAAGGACACUUACGAGACCAACACUUUCUUCUUCUUGGUAUUUGAUCUGAUGAAGAAAGGGGAACUCUUUGACUACCUCACAGAGAAGGUCACCUUGACUGAGAAGGAAACCAGAAAGAUCAUGCGGGCCCUGCUGGAAGUGAUCUGCACCCUGCACAAACUCAACAUUGUCCAUCGGGACCUGAAGCCGGAGAACAUCCUUCUAGAUGAUGACAUGAACAUCAAGCUCACAGACUUCGGAUUUUCCUGCCAGCUGCAGCCAGGAGAAAGGCUCCGAGAGGUCUGCGGGACUCCCAGUUAUCUGGCCCCUGAAAUCAUCCAGUGCUCCAUGGACGACAGCCAUCCUGGCUAUGGGAAGGAGGUGGACAUGUGGAGCACUGGGGUCAUCAUGUACACACUGCUGGCUGGCUCUCCGCCCUUCUGGCACCGGAAGCAGAUGCUGAUGUUGAGGAUGAUCAUGGACGGCAAAUACCAGUUUGGCUCACCAGAAUGGGAUGACUACUCAGACACGGUGAAAGACUUGGUGUCUCGCUUCUUGGUGUUGCAACCCCAGGACCGCUGCUCCGCAGAAGAGGCCUUGGCACACCCUUUCUUCCAGCAGUAUGUGGUGGAAGAAGUGCGGCACUUCAGCCCCCGAGGGAAGUUCAAGGUGAUCUGUCUAACUGUGCUGGCCUCGGUAAGGAUCUACUACCAAUACCGUCGGGUGAAGCCGGUAACCAGAGAGAUCGUCAUCCGAGAUCCCUACGCACUGAGGCCUCUACGGAGGCUCAUCGAUGCCUACGCUUUCCGAAUCUACGGCCAUUGGGUGAAGAAAGGGCAGCAGCAGAAUAGGGCUGCCCUCUUCGAGAACACACCCAAGGCAGUCCUCCUCUCCUUGGCUGAGGAGGAGGACUUCUGAGGGGCAGUGGGGCACAGAGGGAGGCAGAGAGCCGACACCCCAGAACUGUGAGGCGUCCCUAAGUAGGCCUCAGCGUCUGAGCAGGUGACCCUACUCUGUGCUUCCAAAAGCUCCCCACUAGAAGCACAUGGUGUUCCCGUUAAACAGCAGCAAUUACAGCUGGGGCUGAGUGUGGUGGCCUGCGCCUGUAGUCCUGAAGCAGUAGGAUCCCAAGUUCCAGGCCAGCCUGGGCAGCUUAGUGAUCAUUGUUUCAAAGUAAAAAUAGGGCUGGGAAUGUAACUCCGUGGUGAGUGUAAAGCCCUGAGUUCAGCCAACUCCCGGUAUGACAAAAAUUUUAAAAAUAAAAAUAAAUAAAUAGA
This is a messenger RNA of Cricetulus griseus (Chinese hamster), 3371 nucleotides long. Lineage: Eukaryota; Metazoa; Chordata; Mammalia; Rodentia; Cricetidae. The record is from RefSeq and is a predicted model, not a curated record.